UUUCGCAUAACCAAAUAUGGCUUUUCCUACAGGUCGAAGUGAAUAUCGUGAACCAGAUAUGAAGUACUAGUGAAAAUUAAUAGGAAAAAAUAGUUUUUUAGUUUAAUUUAAAUGUAAAUAGGUUUGUGCUCGAUCGUUUGGAUAGUGGAUAACGUUAGGGAUCAAGAUGUCUUUUCGAGUAGUAAGAAGUUCAAAAUUCCGACACGUUUACGGCCAAGCACUGAAAAGGGAGCAAUGCUACGACAACAUCAGGGUAUCAAAGAGCUCCUGGGACUCCACAUUUUGUGCUGUGAACCCCAAGUUUAUCGCCAUCAUUGUGGAGAGUGCCGGUGGGGGUGCUUUUAUCGUUUUACCUCAGGGAAAUAAGAUUUCAGGAAGGAUCCCCGCUGACCAUCCCCUAGUAGGUGGUCACAAAGGUCCAGUUUUAGACAUAGCUUGGUGCCCGCACAAUGACAACAUCAUCGCUAGCGGGUCCGAAGAUUGUGUUGUCAAGGUUUGGCAUAUACCCGAUGGAGGACUUAUUAAGACGCUUACAGAACCCAUAGUCGACCUGGUGUACCAUCAGCGGCGGGUGGGAUUGGUGCUUUGGCAUCCUACCGCCCAAAAUGUCCUACUGACCGCCGGAAGUGAUAAUCAGGUGGUUAUUUGGAACGUUGGUACCGGAGAGGCCCUAGUAGAAAUUGACUGCCAUCCGGACAUCGUGUACAGCGCUUGUUUCAAUUGGGACGGUUCGGAGCUUCUUACCACCUGUAAAGAUAAGAAAAUUAGGAUGAUCAACCCCCGAACCGGGGAGGUGACGGCGGAGGCGAUCGCGCACGAGGGUUCCAAAGCGACCAGGGCGAUAUUUUUGAGACACGGGCUGGUUUUCACCACUGGAUUCUCGAAAAUGUCCGAGAGGCAAUACAGUUUACGUACCCCGGACUGUUUGGAGGAACCCAUCGUGAUGGUCGAGCUGGACACGUCCAAUGGCGUCAUGUUUCCUUUAUAUGAUCCGGAUACGAAUUUGAUUUAUUUGUGCGGAAAAGGAGAUUCGGUUAUAAGAUAUUUUGAAAUAACGGCCGAGCCCCCCUUCGUGCACUACAUUAACACCUUCCAAACGCCCGAUCCUCAGCGAGGUAUCGGCAUGAUGCCAAAGAGAGGUUGUGACGUCACUUCCUGCGAAAUCGCCCGGUUUUACCGGUUAAACAACUCCGGAUUAUGCCAAGUGAUAACAAUGACGGUACCUAGAAAAUCCGAACUCUUCCAAGAGGAUUUAUAUCCAGAUACUCUUGGUGACACGCCUGCUCUCACGGCCGAAGAAUGGCAUGAGGGAAAAGAUGCCGAGCCGAUCUUAAUUUCGCUUAAAGACGGAUACAAACCGCCCGAAUCUAAGUCGGUCUCAGUCACACGAAAGACGAAUAUGCUCAAUAAAAUACCUCCGAAAAGUGGCGGUAAAGCGAACGAUAGUAGUGGAGGAGAUCCAGGAGCGAUGGAAAAAUCCCUAAAAGACUUCGCGGACGAGCUACGAAAGCUGAAAGUGAUCAUAGUAAAACACGAGAAUCGGAUCAGAGCGUUGGAAGCUGAAGUGGCGCUGACUCGGACGCAGGACGGCAAAACUGACGCAGAGGAUGUGGACGGCGCAGGAGGAGACGGGUUAGGAGCGCGACCGCCUCCCGCCGCCCUCGCUUCAGACGAGGUGUGAUGGGGCGCAUGUGCGACGCCCGGAACUGUGACGGUCUGUGGUGCUGCUCAAUAUGUUCUACAAGGAGUAGAGGUGUUAACCCGCCAAAAAAUCUAUACCGGUUUGCGAUUGCCUUGCUUUUUAUACAUAAACCAUACCACGAGUACAUCCCUAUUUAUUUUUUCAUGAAACGCGAUAGUUUACCAAAAAAAUAUCAUAUAUUUUCUCUCUCUCUCUCUCUAUCAUCAACUCAAGUGCUCUUAUUAUUGUUAAGUCUGCUGUGCUGUUUUAGGUGUGUGAAUUUUAGUUUGUUAGAAAGAAAAAAGGUGAAAUCAUGCACGUUUACAUACAAAAAAGUUUGUAAUUAUUAUCGAAAUUCGAGUGCAAUAAGGGAUAUAGAUAUAACAUGACAUGUGUUUUGAUUUUACCUUUUUUUUAAAUGUUUUAUUUUUCUUAGGGGGGCAUAAACAACUUGUUCAAGAACAUAUCAGUACAAAUUAUUUGCACCUUCUGUGUGAUUCAGAUAAUGAACCGAAUUGCUUAUGUACCCCACUGUAUUUCUUUAAUUUACUUACGUGGAAUUUUUGAUAACACGUAUGCUUUAAACUGUAUUUGCUGUUAAUAAUAUUCUAUUUUUUUAUUUGCAUGUUGUUGAUUUGCACAGGGAAAUUUUAUAUGUGAAAAUUGUUAAUAAAUAUACAACAUUUGUUAAAUCAGCCAACUAUUGGCCCACUAUUUUUUUAUAUAUUAUGUAUUAUAAUGAAAAUAUACCUCAGAAGGAAGUUAUCAAAAGUUCCAUUUUUCGUGUGCGAAAAACCUAACAACGAAUAAUUCAAUAUUGUAUAUAGAUGUGUAUAAAAAAAAAUUAUGUAACUUGCAUUUUUGGAACUAAUAAUAUUAAUGUAUUGUAUUGUUAGUAUUUUUACAAAUAUAUUUAUCAAAAACCGUUUA
Molecule: messenger RNA, 2611 nt
Organism: Anthonomus grandis grandis
Lineage: Eukaryota; Metazoa; Arthropoda; Insecta; Coleoptera; Curculionidae
Product: coronin-6
Exons: 9
Coding region: 167-1681 (504 amino acids)
Biological process (GO): actin filament organization
Molecular function (GO): actin filament binding
Source: RefSeq, a predicted model, not a curated record